Molecule: messenger RNA, 810 nt
Organism: Aspergillus thermomutatus
Lineage: Eukaryota; Fungi; Ascomycota; Eurotiomycetes; Eurotiales; Aspergillaceae
Exons: 1
Coding region: 1-810 (269 amino acids)
Source: RefSeq, a predicted model, not a curated record
AUGAACGGCCGAGACUCCAACCAUGUUUCCUAUAAAACAGUCCCGAAAGACCCUCAUUGGCUGUUUGUUGGGCCUCAGUUUCACGCACUACAUCAUGUUCAUCCAGAUCGUUAUAUGAGCUCGGUGGUCAAGUUAUUUGACUGGGUAGCGGGGACUGCCUACUCUUUGCGAAACAAGAAUGUUGCCAUCACAGGAGGUUCAGGGGCGUUUGGAUCCGCGAUUAAACGGCGGCUACAGUGUGAAGAAGUCAGGAAUAUAUAUACAUUGAAAUUCGGCACCCACUGGACGCAUGAAAACUUCAGCCAUGUCGGACAAGCCUUGGACGAGGCAGAUAUCCUCAUCUUGGCCCACGGCACCAAAGGCAAGGACGCCAUGGAUGCGAAUUGCAACUCAACCGUCCGUCUUAUUCAACUUUACAUGGAGCGACGAGUCGGCCGAGAAGACCGCGAUAAGAUAAUUCCAGAGAUCUGGUAUGUGGGCAGCGAGAUUGAGCUGCAUCCUGCGUUUGGAAUCCCGGGCAUGCAACGAUAUUCUACCUCGAAACGGGCGUUUUUACCCUACGCCCGUGCCCUAUAUGACGAUCCGCGGAUAGUGUAUCGCCAUAUAGUCCCCGCUGCCUUCCAGUCACCGAUGGGCAAGGCUAUUGUUUCCCCGGAGUGGGCUGCGGGUGUAAUGAUGUGGUGGAUUCGUCGCGGAGCCCGUUAUGUCCCGGUCACUUACACGGGGAUUGCAUACCUGAACUUUUUCAAGUUCACUUAUUGGGUCCGUCCUGACUUGGACAAGGUAGCAGGGAUUAAUAAAGUGUACUGA